AUGCUAAGGUACUUCAUCGUAGUAGAUGAUGUGUGGGAUGUUCAAACAUGGAAUAUUAUUAAGUGUGCUUUUUCAAAAAGUAGCUGCAGUAGUAGAAUAAUCACGACAACACGUGUAAGUGAAGUAGCCAAAGCAUGUUCUAUCUCAUAUGGGGGCGAUGUUUAUAACUUGAGGCCUCUCAGCAUAGUGGACUCUAAAUGGUUGUUUCUUCAGAGAAUAUUUGGUUCUGCAAAGGAAUGCCCACCACACCUCAAAAGAGUUUCAGAUAAGAUAUUGAAAAAAUGUGGCGGGUUACCCUUGGCAAUUAUUUCUAUAUCUGGUUUGCUGGCUACCAAUAGCGAGGAAGAUCAAUGGGAGCAAGUGCAAGAAUCUAUUGGCCAUGGACUUGGAAGCAAUCCUGGCGUUGAAGGAAUGAUGAGGAUAUUGUCCUUUAGCUACUUUGGUCUCAGUCCGUGCUUGAAGUCUUGCCUAUUAUAUCUGAGUGUGUUUCCAGAAGAUGCUGAUAUUUGGAAGGGGGAUUUAGUAAGGAGAUGGAUCUGGGAGGGAAUUAUCCCUGAAGAAAAUGGACAGACCCUAUAUGAAUUAGGAGAGAGGUGCUUUAAUGAGCUCAUUAAUAGGAGCCUGAUCCAUCCAACGCGCAGAAGCUCAGAUGGUAAGAGCAUCUCCAGUCGCGUGGCGAGCUUUCGAGUCCACGACAUGAUUCUUGAUUUUGUCAUAGCUAAAUCGAGGGAACAGAACUUUGUUACUUUGCUUGGUGUACCAGGUGUAAAUCCUGAUCCACAUAUGAAGGCCCGUCGAUUAUCUCUUCAGAAUGGUUGCAAAAUUCCAACAGGUCUAGAUUUAUCUAAAGCCAGGUCACUUGUUUGUUUUGGGGUUUCUUUCAAUAUGCCAUCUCUUUUGGAUUUGAAGAACCUGCGUGUCUUGGAAUUUUAUGAAUGUCCAGAGUUAGAAGAUCAUCAUGUUGCAGAUAUAGGCAAUUUGUGUCACUUGAAGCACCUGAGAUUUGGGAGUACAGGAAUUACAAAGUUCCCUGAACAAAUAGUAGAGCUAAAGUUCUUAGAGACUCUUGAGAUUGUUACAGAACGAGGAGAGAAGGGAUUUGUAAUUCCGUCUACUCUGUGUCAGCUUCAACGACUGACCCAUCUAGUUGUUUCUGAAGGUACUAUAUUGCCUGACGAAAUUGGAAGCAUGCAAGCACUGCAAGUGUUGGGAGGUAUCAAUGUCAUCAGUCAUUCAAUUAUAUUUUGUCAGCAACUUGGUCAGCUUACAAAUCUGAGGACCCUGGGAAUAGAAUUUCAGGAUAAUGAUGUAUGUGAUAAUAAUAAUAUUGAAGAAAAUAUAAAAGAGACAAUGUCUUCCAUCUGCAAGUUAGCCAAGACAAACCUUUAUGAUCUAUGUGUCUCAGGAGGUUACUGUAGCGACAGUUUAUUUGAUGAAUUCAAUAUAGAAGAUUUCCUUGAUGAGUCAUGCUUAUUUGCCUUACGAGGCCUCCGGACACUUGAUUUUGACUGUCAUGUUGCACCCCCAAGAAUUCCAACAUCGAUGAGCUUACUAGCGAACCUCCAGGAAUUAAGCAUCAUGAUGCUUGUGAUCAACCAGGAAGAUAUAGAGAUCCUGGGAGGCGUACCUGCUCUCCGCCGCCUCUUCCUCGAUGUAGAAAAGGCUGGACCAGAAGGAGGGCAGAUAAGAAUCAGCUCAUUAUGUGGAUUCCGUUCCUUGACUAAUUUUGGAAUUGGUUCAUACAACUGUAUUCUACGGUUCAUUUUUGAAUCUGGAUCGAUGCCAAAGCUACAAACGCUGCGCUUCAAUUUUUCUGAGACUGAUCAGCUCGAUUUUGGUAUCCAGCACCUGUCCAGCCUCACAUACAUGCAAUGUGCUUGUACAGGAGCAAAUGGUGCUAACACAAAGCAGAAAUUAAAGGAUGCCAUUGAGAGAGAAAUUGAGGUCCAUCCCAACAAUCCCACGUUGGAAUGGUAG
Messenger RNA from Lolium rigidum, 1977 nucleotides. RefSeq names its product disease resistance protein RGA5-like. Bases 1 to 1977 code for a protein of 658 amino acids. The record is from RefSeq and is a predicted model, not a curated record. Gene Ontology annotation, molecular function: ADP binding. The transcript is spliced from 3 exons. Gene Ontology annotation, biological process: defense response to other organism. Lineage: Eukaryota; Viridiplantae; Streptophyta; Magnoliopsida; Poales; Poaceae.